AUGCUUUCAGGUUACGGAACCCCCUGGAUAGGACAUGCUCCUAUCUACGUUCCCAACGCUGUCUCCACUGCUAACUUAGUGAAGGCUGCUCCGGUCCCCAUCAUUCGAACCCAAAUAAUCCCUGUGGUUUCUGCUCCAGUGCUAAAUGCAGGCUACGGUUGGGGUAAUCUGGGAUGGAAAGGUCUAGGUUGGAGUGGACUAGGCUGGGGUGGCCUUGGAGGGUGGGGUGGUCAUGGAGCUUGGGGUGGUCACGGAGGAUGGGGUGGUCACGGAGGAUGGGGUGGUCACGGAGGAUGGGUUGGUUAUGAAGGCUGGGGCAAGCAUUAA
Messenger RNA from Arctia plantaginis, 327 nucleotides. The record is from the annotation of a GenBank genome assembly. NCBI's taxonomy places the organism in Eukaryota, Metazoa, Arthropoda, Insecta, Lepidoptera, Erebidae.